Messenger RNA from Drosophila eugracilis, 3500 nucleotides. It is a transcript of the gene vg, whose product is annotated as protein vestigial. Gene Ontology annotation, cellular component: nucleus. The coding region runs from base 1872 to 3254 and encodes 460 amino acids. NCBI's taxonomy places the organism in Eukaryota, Metazoa, Arthropoda, Insecta, Diptera, Drosophilidae. The record is from RefSeq and is a predicted model, not a curated record. Gene Ontology annotation, biological process: regulation of transcription by RNA polymerase II. The transcript has 8 exons.
UCAGAGAGAAACAGCAGGAGUUUUCGUCUACUUGAGGACACACAAUUGAGACGCACUCCAUUUUAUUUUCACACCGAUGUGGCAUCGUUAGCUGGAACCUGGAAACAACAACAAUACCAAUAACAGCAACAACAAUAACAACAACAUACAAAGCUGAAAAGCUGCGGCAACAGCUAUCAAGUGGGCGGUGCUUGGUUACUCAAGCACAUAGAGUUGUCUCACUCGCACUGCAACCAAACAACUAGCGAGCAAGCGAGAUCGACUGAUAUAAGAAAUUGCCAUUUUGUUUUCAAUGCUGCGUCGACUGAGCCGCUAGCUGCGCUGCUGGCAAAUGCAUUGGUUUUACCGCUCCUUUCGCCAGUUUGUUUUUUCUCUUCCGAUUGAGCGGAAGUUGUUCUUCUCUCUCCGCCGCGCGCGUUUGAUUUUCGAAUAUUCGAUUUUCAACGAGAACGAGAACGAGAAUUUCGAAACAAAAUUACAACGAAAUUUAAGCAAAACAAAAAUUUUCAGUGAGCGAUCGCGGCAAGUGCAGUUCAUUUGUUUUCCAAGUGCCACAUCGCAAGAAUACAAAAAGUAAAAAAAAAAAGUAAAGAAAAGAAAAGAAAAAUAUAAGAAAAUAAAAAAAUUCAAAUAAAAAAUAGAGAUUGCAAUUGCCAAAACAGUGUACGUUCUCUUUCCCGCUUCCGCUCUGUCCCGCACUAUACAUAUAUGUAGCAAUCUCUCUCGCUCUAACUCACACUCUUCAACGGGGCCGCCAAGAAUUUAUGGAAUUUGGCAUUUUGUGGAUUUAGCGAAAAUAUUUUCAUUGAGUGCGCGCCGGCCGAAUGUUUGCUGCUCGUUUUCGUUUCAAAAUAAUCGCAGGAAAAGCUGCGAUCUCAAAAUCUCAACUAUUCACGUGCAAAUUCCCGCUGCGUCUAUCAUUUUAAUUACAAUUCAAAUUAACGACAACAACAAAACGAUAAUAACAUAAAUUAUCUGUAGUUAAUGCCUUUUGCAUUGAGAAUUGUGAAAUUGUUGAAUGUUUUCCAAGUAAAAGUGCACUGUAACGAAAUUUCUGUUGCUUUACGUUAGCUAAGCUGUAAAGAUUGUUGGAUUACGAUAAAAACUUUUAAGAGUUGGCCAUUCUUCUGCAGCGGCGGAAACGCGGAUGAGAAACGAAAUUGACGUUCCAACGCCAAAGGGAAAAACAAACAAACAAAAAAAAAAAAGGCAAAGCAAAUAAUGGAAAACAACUACUAACUGCAAUCAACAAUGUGGAAAUGAUAAUUGCAAUUGCCUGCAGAAGCAAACAAAGAAGAAAGUUCGGCGAGAGCAAAGAGGGGAAAGGAAAACUGAAGGAAAACUCCCCACCAAUGGGAAUGGCAAAUGAAUAGAAGAAAGAAGUUAAAAGUUAAAAAAAAAACAAACAAACAAAAAACAAAAAGAGAGAAAAGCAAUUAUAGCUCUUGAUACAAACGCGAUGGUGUUUUACAAUAUGUAAAUAUAAUUAGCCGAGCGGAGUUUUCAUUCCUGGAAUUUUGCCAGCCAACGAAACAAAUAAAUACAGCUACUAAAAAGAAAAAACAAGACUAAAAACCAAGCCGGUUUUAUAAUUACUCUUCAAACUCACCUCUCUACUGUUCCCUCUCUCUUUGCUAUCUCUCCCUCUCUCUGGAGAGAAUUCCUAUACCCGAUACGAUCCAAUUACAAAUCCAAUUGGAACUACGGUCUUAUUGGCAUCACAAUUUCCCCGUUUCAAGUGACAAUACCAAUUUAACUACCAUUCAUCGUUGCAAAACCGCAAAAACAGUGUCGCAGUGUUAGUGAGUGUACGCGCCAGUGUGUGUGUGUGAGUGGCAGUUGCAGUUGCAAGUGCGCUUGCCACUGCGACAAUGGCAGUGUCCUGCCCCGAAGUUAUGUACGGUGCCUACUAUCCAUAUCUGUACGGGCGCGCUGGACCAAGUCGAUCGUUUUAUCAGUAUGAAAGGUUCAACCAGGACUUGUACUCCUCCUCGGGCGUCAACUUGGCCGCCUCAUCGAGUGCCUCCGGCAGCUCCCACUCGCCCUGCAGUCCCAUUUUACCGCCUUCGGUGAGCGCGAAUGCCGCUGCAGCGGUGGCAGCAGCUGCCCAUAAUAGUGCAGCGGCAGCCGUGGCCGUAGCAGCCAAUCAGGCCAGCUCUUCAGGCGGUCUUGGCGGUGGCGGUGGCUUGGGCGGUUUGGGCGGUCUAGGCGGUGGACCGGCAAGCGGACUACUGGGCAGUAAUGUUGUGCCCGGCAGUAGUAGUGUGGGGAGUGUAGGGCUAGGCAUGAGUCCGGUAUUGAGCGGAGCGGCAGGACACUCGCUGCACAGUUCGCAUAGGACGCAUGCCCACGCCCACUCCCUAGCCCAUGCACACACCCACCCGCAUUCGCAUACACACACGCAUACGCACCAAACCAAAGAAGAGGAUCUCAUCGCAACGCGCAGCGAAGCUGAAGCACGCCUGGUGGGCUCCCAACAACAUCAGCAUCAUAACGAAUCAUCCUGCUCCUCCGGUCCGGAUUCCCCGCGCCACGCCCACUCGCACAGUCAUCCGCUUCAUGUGGGCGGCGGCGGUGGUGCGACGGGCGGACCUUCAUCAGCGGGCGGAACGGGUUCGGGCGGUGGCGAUGGAAGCGGCGGUACAGGAGCUAUACCCAAGAAUCUGCCAACGUUAGAGGCACCAAUGGGAAGUGGAGGCGGCGGAGGUCUGGGCGGUAGCGGCCAGGGACAAGCUCAGUAUCUAUCGGCCUCCUGCGUUGUGUUCACCAACUAUUCGGGCGACACGGCCAGCCAGGUCGACGAGCACUUCUCCCGCGCCCUCAACUACAACAACAAGGAUGCUAAAGAGAGCAGCAGCCCGAUGUCGAAUCGCAAUUUCCCACCAUCGUUCUGGAACAGCAAUUACGUGCACCCCAUACCCGCGCCCACACACCACCAGGUUAGCGACUUGUAUGGCACAGCGACGGACACUGGCUAUGCCACCGAUCCGUGGGUGCCACAUGCGGCUCACUAUGGUUCCUAUGCCCACGCAGCCCAUGCCCAUGCCGCCCACGCCCACGCCUACCAUCACAACAUGGCCCAGUACGGCAGUCUACUGAGAUUGCCACAGCAGUACGCCAGUCAUGGUUCCAGGCUGCAUCAUGACCAGCAGACGGCCCAUGCCUUGGAGUACUCCAGCUAUCCGACAAUGGCAGGCCUCGAAGCGCAGGUGGCGCAAGUCCAGGAAUCAUCGAAGGAUCUUUACUGGUUCUAAGCCUGACAGGGUACGACAUGAGGGUACCCAGGGAACCUUUAGCUAAUGUAAAAAGAUCCAAGGAUCCUUCGGCAGCCUCGUAUACCAAGCUUGACCCCAACAAAAAAAAAGGAAAAAAGAAAAGGUCGGGCUUUUCUGAAAACCGCUUCUUAAGCAAAACUGCAGUCUGUGUUUCUGUGUGAGCAAAACAAUAACAAACGCAAAGGAUUUUGAAAUUUAAUUUAAUUUUACCAUAAUGUUUAACGU